Messenger RNA from Parasteatoda tepidariorum (common house spider), 3252 nucleotides. Its product is annotated as soluble guanylate cyclase 88E. Gene Ontology annotation, cellular component: guanylate cyclase complex, soluble. Lineage: Eukaryota; Metazoa; Arthropoda; Arachnida; Araneae; Theridiidae. Gene Ontology annotation, molecular function: oxygen sensor activity; nitric oxide binding; heme binding. The record is from RefSeq and is a predicted model, not a curated record. Gene Ontology annotation, biological process: cGMP biosynthetic process; response to oxygen levels; nitric oxide-cGMP-mediated signaling.
GAAAUGCGGCAGCCACAGAGCAGUUCUUUUUUUGUAAUGAUGCGACAUUGAUGCUGAAGUAAAUUUAUUUUAGAAGACGCGCGGAAGUUGAAAAAAAGAAAACACUUCAUCCGGUGUUAGGACUGAUACAUCCAUUAUUGUUAUUAUUAUUUUAUCUCGCUUACAACUUGCAGCAUGACUGAUAUUUCAUCUACGACUUUUCUCAUAACAAAUAAUCGUUUGAUAUUUUGAAUCGUUUGCGAAGAACUUUAGUAUUCGUUCGAAAUGAGGGAUUAAUUAUCCAAUGGAUUGAAUAGAGUGAUCGUUUGGAUAAAUAUUUUCCGAGGGUGUUCCGCCUGUUUGUUUAAGGGGAUGUACGGUCUGAUACUCGAGAACCUUAGCCAAUACGUCGUCCAUGUGUACGGAGAAGAUAGAUGGGAAGAAAUUCGAAAAAGUGCCCGACUACCUCACCCCACCUUUACAAGGCAACAGGUGUACGAAGAUGCCCUGAUACCUAAACUGACGGCUCAUGCCUGUGAGAUUCUGAAAGUGAACGAGAGAGAUUUCCUGGAAGGCAUGGGUGUCUACUUCGUCUCUUUUGUGGGGCAAUAUGGUUACGACAGGGUGUUAUCUGUGCUGGGAAGGCAUAUGAGAGAUUUCUUGAAUGGCCUGGACAAUCUUCACGAUCACCUCAAGUUCAGUUACCCUCGCAUGAAGGCUCCCUCCUUCUUUUGUGAGAGAGAGACAGAAUCUGGCAUCACACUCCAUUAUCGGAGCGCACGAAGAGGAUUUCUCUGGUACACCAUUGGACAGAUCAAAGAAGUGGGUCGGCACUUUUACAACACCAUAGUGGAUGUCACUGUUCUGCGGCAGACGAGUUCGGUGGGCGUGUUCCAUGUCAUCAUGCAGCUAUCUUUCGACAACGAGGCCUUUCGACUGGAAGGUCAAAGGAAUCUACAGAGGGGCAUCGACAGGACCAUGUUGCCCAUCAAGGCAUUCCUCUUCCUGGAGAUCUUCCCCUUCUGUCUCGUCUUCGAUUCCGGUCUUCACAUCAAAACCAUCGGAAAAAGCCUCAGAGCCAUCAUGCCGGACAUUGCUGGACGGAGGUUACCCGAUGUCUUUGAUCUUACGAGGCCACUCAUUGAAUUUACUUGGGAAUCUAUUCUAGUCCAUUCCAAUAAUAUAUUCGAAUUGAAUUCCGUCGAUCCAAUGAGGAGCCAAGAAAGUAAUGGAAAUCAUUUGAUGGGUGGAGAAAACUCUCAAGACGAGGAUGACGUCACUUUGGAGGAUCGAGUAUUGCAUUUAAAGGGCCAAAUGAUGUACAUGGAAGAAUGGAAAAGCAUGGCCUACCUAGGAACUCCUGUGAUGCGAAGCCUUGACGCAAUGCUGCACACUGGCCUCUACAUCAAUGAUCUAAGUAUGCAUGAUUUCAGCAGAGAUAUGGUUCUUGCCGGGCAACAGCAGUCAGCUGAACUCAAGUUGGCCUUAGAUCAAGAGCUGCAGAAGAGCCGACAACUGGAGGAGUCGAUGCGGAAGCUGGACGUUGAAAUGAAGAGAACAGACGAACUUCUCUACCAAAUGAUUCCCAAACAAGUGGCCGACAGACUCAGAAGGGGUGAGGCAGCUGUCGAUACAUGCCAGUUUUUUGAGUGCGUGACCAUCCUGUUCAGUGACGUAGUGACAUUCACCGAAAUCUGCAGUCGCAUCGCACCUAUGGAAGUGGUGUCUAUGUUGAAUUGCAUGUACAGCCUCUUUGAUCAACUCACCAGCAAGCACCAAGUCUACAAGGUGGAGACUAUUGGUGAUGCUUACAUGGUUGUGUCCGGUGCCCCGGAUGUAGAAGAAAAGCAGGCGGACAAGGUGUGUCACAUGGCUCUAGACAUGGUGGAUGUGAUAGGAGACCUCAAGGAUCCCUCCACUGGAGAGAGCCUCAAAAUAAGAGUUGGUAUCCACUCUGGAGCUGUUGUUGCUGGAGUAGUCGGUCUUAAAAUGCCCAGAUACUGCCUUUUUGGUGACACUGUAAACACUGCUUCAAGAAUGGAAAGCACCAGCGAUGCUCUUAAAAUUCACAUCAGCGAGGCUACAGCCCAGCGUUUAUCUCCAGACCAAUGGGACAUCACAGAGAGAGGUUCCAUAGGAGUCAAGGGCAAAGGCCAAAUGAAAACCUAUUGGCUGAAUAAUUACAAAGGCACUCCCAGACGAAAAGCUUCUCUUGACAUUUUACCACCCAUUUCGGACACAGAUCGCCAAUAUUAUUCACCAGUGACGUUAGGAUCGACUCGAGCGAGGGCUCUUUCUGUAGCACCUUCCCUGCUGUACAGUCCAAGGAGAACCAGGUUCGAUUCAUACGAAAGUCCCGAACGCCCUAGGUCAGGAGGGAGAGUGCGAUUUGCGAGCAGUGCUUCGUGGUUUGCACCCCCUCCAACCACUGCAUGGGAGGAUAACUCUGAAGUCUCAAGUAGUCACUGUGUUUGCUGCCAGCAAUCGAAGAUUACAACGCCUGGAAAACCUAUUAAAAUCAUCAAAACCAGACGUUCUUUGAAAAAUGCCGUAAAAAGGAUUUUGAUUAGUCCUAAAACGUCGUCCGACGAUUCUGAAGCAACUAGUACGAAAACUUGCAUUAUAAUUUAAUAUCAGAAAUAUUGUUUUCAUCAAUAUCUUUGAAGCAAAGAUUGUUUGCUUUGAAUAUUUCAACAGAAAUCGUUUGCUGACAGGUGAAGUUUUCCUGCGUUUUUUUAUCAAACGAUGCAGAGAAACAUCGCAUCAAACGAUAAUUUUCCUAAACAAAAGUUAUUAUACUUUAAGCAUAGAAUCUAUAACAAAGCAGAAAGAAACUUAUUAAAACUUAUUUAUUAUUUUUGAAAAAGAAAAAAUUCCAGGCGAUACUUUGCUUUAUAAAUUACAACUUUCACAAACUUCAUUCAUUAUACAGUGCUUAAAUAGUUCUUCUCAUAGUAUCCUUUUUUUCAAACCAUUUAAAGUUUCUUCAUACUUUCAGUAAAAAAGUUAUUUAAUUCUAUGUUCAAAUUAUUGAAAGUAUUCCACUUUGUAAUGCUUUUUAAAAAUCUUUUUUUCACCCAUUUCAUAAAAAAUCUUCUUUAUAAGUCAAAAACAUUUCGGAAUAAGCUGAAAGGCCAACAGACAAUACAUGGUUGCUUACACUGUCUUACAAGGAUCUGCAAUUUGAAUAUAAAAUGAAAUGGUCUGUUCAAGAUAUCUUUAAAUGAUUUGAGUUUUAUAUAUAUAUAUAUAUACAUAUAUAUAGCACAAUAA